UUGCAUGCGCCGCAGAUCCACACACGACACCGGCUUCGUGUAAUUUUUCUGUCGAGUGUAAAUAUGUCAACUGUCCAAUAAAUUGAUGAAUAAGCUCGUUUAUCGUUUGUAUUAAUAUCUCGUUUUUAUUAUAUUUAGUGUGUUAUUAGGUUAGCGUUGUUAUAGUUUUACUUAACGACCCACGUGGGCACAUUGAUGACAUUUCGUGUGUGCUGUAGUUAAUGACAGUAGUCUUCAAAGGAUAGCCUUUUUACAGUUUGUGUAAGAUCUCCCUCAAGUCCGAGUCAGGAUGAAGUGUCACUAUGAGGUGCUGGGCGUUAAAAAAGACGCUUCGGACGACGAACUGAAAAAGGCUUACAGGAAAUUAGCAUUGAAAUGGCACCCAGACAAGAACUUGGAUAAUGCAGAUGAGGCUGCAGAGCAGUUCAAACUGAUCCAGGCUGCAUAUGAUGUUCUGAGUGAUCCACAGGAGAGAGCCUGGUAUGAUAACCACCGAGAGGCGCUGCUGAAAGGGGGAGUCAGCGGAGAGUACCAGGACGACAGCAUUGAUCUCGUGCAGUUCUUCACUGUCACCUGUUACUCGGGUUACGGAGAUGACGAACAGGGCUUUUACACUGUAUACAGGAACCUGUUUGAGUCUAUUGUAAAGGAGGAGAUGGAGCACAGUAAAGAUGAGGAAGACGAGGAGGAUGAGUUUCCCUCAUUUGGAGACUCUCAGAGUGACUAUGACACUGUGGUGCAUUUAUUCUACGGCUACUGGCAGAGCUUCUGUACGCGCAAAAACUUUGCGUGGAAGGAGGAAUACGACACGCGACAGGCCUCCAACCGUUGGGAGAAGAGAGCCAUGGAGAAAGAGAACAAGAAAACCAGGGACAAGGCCAGGAAAGAGCACAGCGAGCUGGUGCGGUCGCUGGUGGCCUUUGUCCGAAAACGUGACAAGCGCGUUCAGGCCCAUAAGAAACUGGUGGAAGAGCAGAAUGCGGAGAAGGCCAAGAAAGCUGAAGAACUGAGGAGAAAACAGAAGCUCGACCAGGCCAAGCUGGCGGAAGACUAUAAGGAACAGAGUUGGGCCGCCAUGUCAGAGCUGGAGAAAGAACUGCAGCAGAUGGAAGCCGAGUACGGUCUAGAGUUUGGUGACGUAUCGGAGAGUGAAGAGGACGAGGAGGAGGUGGAAGACGGGCAGGAGAGGGCAAACAUAGACGGGGGAGAUGCGGUGCAGGCAGAUGGUGCCGCGGAAAUGGACGACUAUUAUGAUGACCUGUAUUGCCCUGCCUGUGACAAAUCUUUCAAAUCCGAUAAAGCCAUGAAAAACCAUGAGAAGUCCAAAAAACACAGAGAGAUGGUGGCAUUGCUACGGCAACAGCUGGAGAAGGAAGACAAGUCGCUGAGUCAGAACUCUGUGGAGAGAGAGGAGGAAGACGACGAUGAUGAUGAUGAUAGUGAUGAACUUGGUGGCACACCGAGACAAAAAUUAUCUAAAAGGCAGAAGAAAAAGAAACGGCAGCAGAAAACCGCAAAUAAUCUCCCAGAAGAGCCCGAGAGUCCAGUCCAACGGGGCACAGAAGAGCGUCCCCCACCUGCACCUGAUUCGGGCAACAGCGAGGAAGCCCCUGUCCCCUCUGAGGACCCAGAUGAGAAUUUAAAACCAGAGGGAUGUGAACCCACAGACCAAAAAAGCUCUGAAAAGUCAAAAGGGAAGAAAGGUGGAAAAGACUCUAAAAAGAAUGGCAAACCACAUGGCGGUGUAGAAGUCGCUCAAGAGAAGGAAGCCAUCCUGCGCUGUGUGACCUGUCAGUAUGAAUUUGCCACCAGGAACAAACUUUUCGAUCACCUGAAGACCACAGGCCACGCCACUGCCCUCUACUCUAGUAACGCUGCACAAACGUGCAAGAAAAAGAAGGACACCAGGAAGAACAGAUAACCGAGAGGCAGACAAAGACUGAAGCCCCUCUGACUGUCCACUUGUCCAGGAAAACCUCGUUUGAUGGUAUGCAGUUGUGCAACCAUCAGGGAGUGCGUUUAUGGGCCUGCGCGUCUUUGUCCCUAUGAGAAUGAAUUUGUGCCCUGUGGGCUGACAUUUCUUUUGUAAUGCACCAUAUGCCAAAAGAUUUCCCUAGAACUGCCACUAAUUCCUACCAUAAUUGAUGCAUAAUCUGGUGCGUCAGAGCGGUUCUGUAGGACAAUGAGACUUCUAUUGAGUAGACCGUGCAUAUGCCGUUUUUUUUUAGGAAGUUAAGAGUAAUUAUGAUAGCACGUUUUGUCACAUUUAGUGGCAUUUUCAAAGUGACAAUUCCAAAGUGGUAAAGUGUAAAAGGCAACGUGAGGAAUAAAACUCCACUGGAUGUUUUGAA
Molecule: messenger RNA, 2351 nt
Organism: Rhinichthys klamathensis goyatoka
Lineage: Eukaryota; Metazoa; Chordata; Actinopteri; Cypriniformes; Leuciscidae
Gene: dnajc21
Product: DnaJ heat shock protein family (Hsp40) member C21
Exons: 12
Coding region: 290-1921 (543 amino acids)
Cellular component (GO): cytoplasm
Molecular function (GO): nucleic acid binding; zinc ion binding
Source: RefSeq, a predicted model, not a curated record